This is a messenger RNA of Malus domestica (apple), 2410 nucleotides long. Its product is annotated as oligopeptide transporter 2-like. NCBI's taxonomy places the organism in Eukaryota, Viridiplantae, Streptophyta, Magnoliopsida, Rosales, Rosaceae. Gene Ontology annotation, cellular component: plasma membrane. Gene Ontology annotation, molecular function: oligopeptide transmembrane transporter activity. The record is from RefSeq and is a predicted model, not a curated record. Gene Ontology annotation, biological process: transmembrane transport.
AAAUCCCUCAAAAACCUCUUUUUACACUCUCACUCUUUUAGUCCUUUCACUCUCUCUCUCUCUCUCUCCCAGUGCCAUUGCCGCCAUGUCCACCACUCUUGAGAUAGAGCCGGCCACAAAACACGACGAAAACGACGUUUCUCCGGUCGAAGAAGUCCGUUUAACUGUCUCAAACGACGACGAUCCCACCCUUCCAGUAUGGACCUUCCGAAUGUGGACGCUAGGCCUCGCCUCCUGCGCCCUCCUCUCAUUCCUCAACACUUUCUUCUCCUACCGCACGGAGCCCCUCAUCAUCUCGAUGAUAUCCGUACAGGUGGCGACGCUCCCCAUCGGACGAUUCAUGGCGAGGGUGCUGCCGAAGCGGAAGUUUCAGAUAGGGUUGAAGGAGUUCUCGCUGAACCCUGGUCCGUUUAACAUGAAGGAGCACGUGCUGAUAUCCAUAUUUGCCAAUGCUGGCUCCGGAUUCGGAAGUGGAACGGCUUAUGCGAUUAGCAUUGUGGAUAUAAUAAAAGUUUAUCAUAGAAAGAUCUCGUUCUUGGCCAGUUGGAUACUUGUUAUAACCACGCAGGUAUUAGGGUAUGGGUGGGCUGGUAUUCUCAGAAGGUACGUGGUGGAUCCGGCGGAGAUGUGGUGGCCGAGUAGUCUCGUUCAAGUCUCCUUGUUCAGGGCUCUACAUGAGAAAGACAACAAUCGAAUGUCAAGAGGGAAGUUCUUUUUUAUAGCACUCGUAUGCAGCUUCGCUUGGUUUGUCGUCCCCGGCUAUCUUUUCCCAACCUUGUCAACAAUUUCAUGGGUUUGUUGGAUAUACCCUAAGUCAGUCACUGCCCAACAAAUAGGGUCAGGCAUGGGAGGACUUGGCAUUGGAGCCUUUUCACUUGAUUGGACAGUCAUAGCCUCCUACCUCUACAGCCCUCUCAUCAGCCCUUUCUUUGCCAUUGUCAAUGUUGCUGCUGGCUAUGUUCUUGUUAUGUACAUGUUACUGCCAAUUGCCUAUUGGGGUGUCAAUUUGUACAAUGCCAAGAACUUUGCAAUCUUCUCUUCACAUUUGUUUGACGCCGGUGGCCAAAUAUAUAAUGUCUCCGCCCUUGUGAAUAACAAGUUUGAGAUUGACAUGCCUGCCUAUGAAAGACAAGGACGCAUAAACUUGAGUGUGUUCUUUUCUUUGACAUAUGGCAUCGGUUUUGCGUCUGUUGUCUCGACCCUCACGCACGUUGCCCUAUUCAACGGAAGAGAGAUAUAUAAACAAUACCGAAGGGCAUCACAGAGUGUAAAGGUGGACAUACACACCAGAUUAAUGAGGAAAUACAAGGACAUACCUAACUGGUGGUUUCAUCUUAUGCUUUUGGUGUCCCUGGUACUCUCUCUAGUGAUGUGCAUAUUCAUGAAAGAUCAAGUCCAAAUGCCAUGGUGGGGACUUAUUUUUGCAGCUGGACUUGCAUUAGUUUUCACUCUUCCUAUAAGCAUUAUAACUGCCACAACAAAUCAGUCUCCAGGACUAAACAUCAUCACAGAAUACAUUAUGGGAUUGAUAUUACCUGGCAAGCCAAUAGCCAAUGUGUGUUUCAAAACAUAUGGAUAUAUAAGCAUGUCGCAGGCAAUUUCCUUUCUCAAUGAUUUUAAGCUAGGUCAUUACAUGAAGAUCCCACCUAUAUCCAUGUUCAUAGUCCAGUGCAUAGGAACAAUAAUAGCUGGAACAGUCAAUAUAGGAGUUGCAUGGUGGCUGCUGUCUAGCAUUGAAAACAUAUGUCAAGAUCAAUUACUCCCUCCCAACAGUCCUUGGACUUGUCCUGGGGACCGUGUCUUCUUUGAUGCAUCUGUGAUUUGGGGCCUUGUCGGACCAAAACGAAUCUUUGGCUCUCUCGGAAACUACAAAGCACUCAACUGGUUUUUCCUCAUAGGUGCAUUGGGACCUCUAUUGGUCUGGUUGCUGCACAAAGCUUUCCCAAGUCAAAAGUGGAUCAAACUGAUCAACCUCCCAGUACUUUUGGGAGCAACAGCUGCAAUGCCACCAGCUACAACUGUGAACUUCAAUUGCUGGAUUGUGGUUGGAACUAUUUUCAACUACUUUGUUUUCAGGUACAGAAAGCAGUGGUGGCAGAGGUACAAUUACGUUCUUUCUGCUGCCCUAGAUGCUGGAGUGGCUUUCAUGGGGGUACUUUUGUACUUUUCUUUGACCACUUACGAGAAGAGCAUAUCCUGGUGGGGAACAAAUGGUGAACACUGUGAUUUGGCUACAUGCCCCACAGCCAAAGGUAUAGUUGUUGAUGGUUGCCCUGUCUACUAAUUCCCAUUUCAAAAGAGAUUUUAAUUAGUAUAUAUAUUUAUAUGAAGAAUGAACCAGUGUUCUUGAUGAGACUGAAUUCUAUAUUUACACGUUAUAAUUUUACCAACGAUGCUGCUUCUAAAUUAA